This is a messenger RNA of Daldinia caldariorum, 2732 nucleotides long. RefSeq names its product DAGAT-domain-containing protein. The record is from RefSeq and is a predicted model, not a curated record. NCBI's taxonomy places the organism in Eukaryota, Fungi, Ascomycota, Sordariomycetes, Xylariales, Hypoxylaceae. The transcript has a single exon. The coding region runs from base 597 to 2030 and encodes 477 amino acids. Gene Ontology annotation, biological process: triglyceride biosynthetic process. Gene Ontology annotation, cellular component: endoplasmic reticulum membrane. Gene Ontology annotation, molecular function: diacylglycerol O-acyltransferase activity.
GUCAUGACAGUCGGCAAGCCUGAAACCCCUCGGCCUCAGGAGCCUCUCAACAGUCCUCGCGGCUCCAAGCUGCCGCGCCUGGGGCAGAGGCGCCAUCAAGAUCAAUCUCAUGUAUCUGAUUCUGAUUCUAAACCAGAUACCGAAAACAACAACCCCUCGAACGGCCCUACGCACGAUAUUAAAUCUGUAUCUAAUAAAGAACGGAAACCUAGAAGGACUUCUGGUUCAUCAAACAUUGUAUGUUUGUCCCUACUGCGGGAUACUAGGAAGAGAAAUAAAUAUAUUAAUCGAUAUUUCGUUUCCCUUAGCCGAUCCACGACUGCGCUAGCUUUCCCGCUCCUCGUACUUCACCUCGCACGACCAGAACUACAUUCGGCAAAGUCCACACAUCCCGUGUAACCGGCGACAAUACCCCUCAUUCAUCCCCUCUGGGCAAUACCGGUUCUUCGUAUAAAGAUACGCUUAGCGCCGCUCGGGCUGUCCUGCCUGGUCCGAGUCCUAGCGCAUUUCAUAUUCCCAGAGCUCUCGCUCACCAAGCGAGCUCCCCGCAGCAGGUCUCCGGACGUAAGGAUCCUAAGAGAAGAGAGGUUUCUAAGAUGGAUAGCACUUCCAAGAAAGAAAAGCCAACCAACCAGGGUGCUGGUACGAAUGGCACCUCGGGAGCCGAGCCGAACAAGCUCGACCCGCCGAUUCUCAAUGGCGAAGACGAUGCACAAUCCAACGAUAGGGAUGAGUCUGGGGAGAAAUACGGUUCUUCAGGUACCGAUAGGAGUGCUUAUUCUACUGAAGGCUGCGAAACCCCUGUUAAUGGCUUAGAAACUACGGCCGACGGUGAUAAGACAGACGGAGCCAGUUAUGCCUCUGCCCUUAAAUCUGGGUUGAAAGGGCAAGACAUAGAUGUUGUACCGUAUAAGUGCGGUCCUAACACGCAAGACGACGAUGAUUCGUACCCAGAGUUGGAUGAUUUAACAAUGGAUGAAAUCCAUCCACCCCCUAGACCGAGUGCCAACGGAGGCAUCCGGUGGGCUCCGUGGAAUGUUCCAUGGAAGCGCAGAAUGCAGACACUUGUUGUACUCAUUCACUGCAUGGGCAUCGCCCUGACCGCUUCUGUCUUUUUCGCGCUGUGCGCUAAUCCAUUUGCCUGGCCAAUACUACUCAUAUAUCUUGUGUACGUGCUGACCUCGAAGGCUGCCACGGAUGGAUCGUUGAGAUACCGAUCCGAAUGGUUCCGCAAAAGCUACAUAUGGCACCUCUUCGCGGGCUACUUCCCGGCCAAACUUCACAAAACUCACGAGCUACCACCCACUCGGAAGUAUAUCUUCGGCUACCAUCCUCACGGUAUCAUCUCCCAUGGCGCUUGGGCGGCUUUUGGUACUGACGCUUUGGGAUUUUCUGAGAAGUUUCCUGGCAUCACGAACAGUUUACUGACAUUGGAUUCAAACUUCCGUAUUCCCUUGUAUCGUGAGUACAUAUUAACUUCAGGACUACGAUCAGUCUCGAAGGAGUCCAUUGUCAACAUCUUGACAAAAGGUGGGCCAAAUGGAGAAGGUAUGGGCCGCGCUGUCACUAUCGUUAUAGGCGGCGCCCGAGAGUCUCUCGAAGCACAACCAGGCCUCAUGCGAUUGAUCUUGAAGGAACGCAAGGGCUUCGUCAGGAUUGCCAUCAGAACCGGCGCAGACCUGGUGCCCGUGCUCGCGUUUGGCGAAAACAACCUCUACGACCAACUACAUCCCAAGGAACACCCGCUCGUACACAACUUCCAGAUGUUUGUUCUCAAGGUGUGGAAAUUCACCUUGCCAUUUUUACACGGGCGCGGUAUCUUUAAUUACGAUGUAGGCUUGAUGCCGUAUCGCCGUCCAUUGAACGUGGUGGUCGGUGCCCCGAUCAAAGUCACACAGUCGCCCGUUGUGGACCAGGCGGAGGUCGACCGACUACACGAUCUUUAUGUUACCGAGCUGGAGAAGCUGUGGGACCAAUACAAGGACCAGUUUGCUUCCGACAGGAAAGAAGAGAUGCAAAUAUUAUCCUAAAACCUGUCGUAUCGUGCUUCCAUAGGGCUUUGCUUUUUCCUUUUUUUCUUUCUCUUUUUUUUCUCUUUAGCUCCUUUUGUAUUACCAUGUAUGGUUAAACACAGGCGCAUAGGUCUGUUAAAAUCCAGGAAGGCGGAAGAAGGACAAUUAUCAUUUGUUGAAAGACUCGCUUUCGGUACACGGAGCAGGUAGUUGAAGUGUAAUUCUACAUACAACUAAAUUACUUAGAGUAAAACGGUAUGGUUCUUUGCAGGGUGAAGAGACUAAGAACAGUUAUCCUACGUUGCAUGCUAUGUUGGCAGGUUGGCAGGUUUGACUAUGAGAAGGCUACCCGAUUUAAUAGCCUACUCCUUAAUAAAAUGUGUUCGCAUUGCCUUACGAUGUAAGAUAGGUACUUACCUAGGUAUACAAGAUAUUUUACUAGUGUAGUAAUACAUUAGAUAGUUUUACAUAUAAAGGCUGGAUCCUAUGUAUGACAAUUAUGUAAGAGGGGGAGGAAGUCACAAUUUCGAGUUGGGAAGAAGAACGUCAUAAGGGGAGAAAAAGAAAAGAUGUGCACGAACAUCGCGAUGUUCAAUGUUACACUACACUAAGUUAGUAGGUUAAUAUACCUACCUGGUAGUUAAUGUUAAAGCGUGAAUGAGAUCAAGAUCGCGGGUGGAUUUGGGAAAAGGUUUAACUACCGGUUUACAUAAACCCCGG